AUGGUGCACUGCAAGCAGCCGCGCAGGGGGGCCCGGGAGCCCGCCGCCGUCCCCACGACCGGGGCUCGCGCGCGCGCCGGGGGCGGGGCCGCGGCCGUGCCCGCGUCGGCGGACCCCGGGUACAUGAGACCGACCAGCAGCUCCGGCGCCAGGGCCGGCCGGGAGGUCGCAUCUGCGGCCUCCGCACCCGCCGCGCAGCCAGUGGGGGCCAACGCGGCGGCGCUGGUUGGGAGCACGCCGCGCGCGGCCAGGCCGACGUGCGCCUCCGCGCAGAAGAGCGCCCGCGCGCUCGGCGGCGGCGGGGGCUGCGAGGGGCGCCGCGCGUGCCGGUACGCCUACUGCUCUUUCAAGGGCCACGCGCCCGCGGCGCCGCCGCUGGGGGCCUUCCUGGCGUCCCGCAGGGGCCUCAUCAAGACGGAGCAGAGCAUGAAGCACAGGGGCGUCUCCGCCUUCCGCAACCCCAGCACCAAUACUGUCGCCGGCAAAGGGGACGACGGGUUCUUCAUCCAGGUGGCGUGCCCCGGCGCCGGCGCCCGACCCAAGACGGCGAGCUCGGGCUCCUGCUGCAGCGGCCUCUCCGCCGAGGAGGUGGAGUCUCCCUACGUCAACUUCGGCCGCCGGGGUCGCCGGGACGACGACAAGUGGGGCGACCCGGCCGCCUCGGUGGACGGCUCCUGCGGGUCCAGCGACGUAAUCUCCGAUGGCUUCGCCGACCUGCCGGGCACGGCGAGCUCUCCCUCUCCCGGACGCAAGGAGCAGAUUGGUCAAGAGGAGGGGGAUGCUUCUUGGGUCGAUCAACAAGAAGCAGAGGAGGAGGAGGACUCUGCUGCCUGCGACAAAUCUGAUAUCUCAGAGGAGCUGGGUGCAAGAUACAAAGGCAACAACAUGUCCAAAGAUUGCGGCGGCGGCGGCUCCUCUUCAGUGGAAUCCUCAAUGGAUGACAUAUCAAGUGCAUUUGGUGGGAUGAAUUUCGAGGAUGCAGGUGCUGAUGCCGCGGCAACCAGCCAGGGAAACAAGCUGACCAUGUCCAGGAGAAGAACGCCCAGAGGCGGGGAGCGAAUCCGGGCAUCAGAUGACCGAUGA
Molecule: messenger RNA, 1083 nt
Organism: Triticum dicoccoides
Lineage: Eukaryota; Viridiplantae; Streptophyta; Magnoliopsida; Poales; Poaceae
Exons: 3
Coding region: 1-1083 (360 amino acids)
Molecular function (GO): calmodulin binding
Source: RefSeq, a predicted model, not a curated record